UCCUUUUUUUACAGAAAUAUGUAAUAUAAUAACUAUGCCACCAACAAACCAAAUUCCAACUCGGAGUCACACUUCACCGCACAUAAAAACCACACUUUUAAUAUCGGACAAAAAAUUUUCUAAUUUCGUUGGAGAAAAAGAUGAAGAUGUGGGAAUCUUACAACCACAGCGACGAUUCACAGCGAGUCAGUUGUUGGUUGCCAGAAUUAUUUUUGCACUUUCAUGUUAUUUUUGCUAUUUAAAAGCUGAAACAUUCCAAGAUUGGAUAGACACAUGCUGGGGUUAUCUACGAGACCAAUGGUGGUUCCAGACUGUUUAUUUUGAAACCUUACUUGUCGUUGUUUAUUCUUUUCCACCAACAUUUUUCUUCAUGAUUAUCGACAAAAUUUCCUAUUUUGAUAAAUUCAGGGUCUCACCCAAGGGAGGCCUAAUUUACUCAGAGUCAAUGCAAGACAUUUUAUUCCAUGCAGUUGAAUACAUUUUGCCUCUCUCUAUCUUAGACACUCUCCAUGUCAAACACUAUUAUGGCGUCACCGAUGAUGUCAUAAUACAAAAAAGAUUGAAUUGGAUUCAAAGAACACGAGCAUUACCUGAGUACUCUCCUAGGCUCAGUGACAUCAUAAUACAUAUUUCUGUUGCCAUAGUGAUCUAUGAUAUCAUGUUUUUUAUCAUCCACUACAACCUGCAUAAAUAUCAGAUUUUAUACAGAACGUUUCACAAGAAGCACCACACCCAUGUUGUUAUCAAUGCAAAGGCAACUGAUCACCAGAACUGGAUUGAAAGAAUUGUUUUCAUUCUGUCAGCAAAUGCCGGGUUGAAGGUGCAGGGAGCUCAUCCAUUCACUCGCACUAUAUUUGUUUUUGUGUUCGUCACAAUCCUGAUCUAUAACCAUUGUGGGUACGACUUUCCUUGGACGUUUGAUAAACUCAUUCCAGGGGAUAUUUUCAGUGGCUCAAGAGAGCACUAUGUCCACCAUGCUAAAGGGAAAAGGCAUUACCAAUUUUGCUUCACUUAUUUGGAUAAAGGAUUGGAUUGGCUAGAAAGCAGGAAGAAAAAUAAGAAACUAUGACAUCACAAGAGUCGAUGACAAGAGUGUUAUAGGUCAUUCGGAUGUCUUUCAAACAUAUUGAUAGUCACACUAAGACCAAUAACAAAUUCUCUGCAAUGCGACUCUAGCAGCUUGUAUACAAGGCUCGCAAACAAAGUUUUACAAAAAUUCUCUAUGAUUAAACAAUUAUAUAAAACUUGAGACAAGCUAAACACAAGAGUCAAAAAUCAGUCUGUAUUUAUGAGUAAAAUAAACCCCCAUCACACACCCCUUCCUCUUCACAGACUUGUCUGAAGUAUAAGUCGAAGAAGGUAAUGCUAACAAAGUGACACAUAAAUUUAAAUUACCUCAACGCUUUAUGCAUACUGGUGAAGGAAGCAGUAACCGGCCGUUAGAGAAACACGUAACAUUUGUACACUUUCUAUAUAUUGCAAACUUUCUAACAGAUUUAUUUAUUUUUCAUCUUUUCCACAAUCUUCAAUUUGAACUGAGCCUAAUAUGAGUCUCAUUUCGCUGUUGCCAUGUGGGGAGUUUCAGUAGCAAAACAAACAUUCCACCCUUUUCACCAGCAAUAACUUGCCUUUAAAGCAGGAAUUCCCAAACAGGGGUCGCAACCCUAAAUUGGGUCGGAGUGAUAAGUAGUUAGGGUCGUAAACAGGUCAUGGGGUUGCUGAGGUAUGGUAGGGGAUGGAUGUACGAAGAAAACAUCUAAGA
Molecule: messenger RNA, 1762 nt
Organism: Styela clava
Lineage: Eukaryota; Metazoa; Chordata; Ascidiacea; Stolidobranchia; Styelidae
Product: cholesterol 25-hydroxylase-like protein
Biological process (GO): lipid biosynthetic process
Molecular function (GO): oxidoreductase activity; iron ion binding
Source: RefSeq, a predicted model, not a curated record